AAAAAAAACCCUUAAAGGAGCAAAAAGCUUCAAACACACUCCCUUCACCGUAGGGUUGCAGAAGAUAAACUAACGCCCACACCCCCACCCCCACCCUCUCUCAUUCAUUCAUCUCCUAGCUAUAUCUUCCACGUCCGUCCGUCCGUCCGUCCGUCCGUCCCCCUCCUUAUAAAACCCCUCAAAUAAAAUUUAUACUUUAUAGAAACCCCAAUCAAAUCCUUCUCUCUCACUACACUUUCUCUCUCUAGAAAUUUCAGCACACAAUGGGCGCUUCUCUUCCUCCUAAAGAAGCCAAUCUUUUCAAACUCAUCGUUAAAUCAUAUGAAACGAAACAGUAUAAAAAGGGUUUGAAGGCGGCAGAUACUAUAUUGAAGAAAUUCCCAAAUCAUGGAGAAACUCUCUCGAUGAAGGGAUUAACGUUGAACUGCAUGGACCGUAAGCAAGAAGCAUAUGAGCUUGUACGGCUAGGAUUGAAGAAUGACCUGAAGAGCCAUGUCUGCUGGCACGUCUAUGGUCUUCUCUACCGGUCAGAUAGAGAUUACAGGGAAGCAAUUAAGUGUUAUAGGAAUGCGCUGAGGAUUGAUCCUGACAACAUUGAAAUACUUAGGGACCUAUCGCUUUUACAGGCACAAAUGCGUGAUCUGGCUGGUUUUGUUGAAACAAGACAACAGCUGUUGACUCUGAAACCUAAUCAUCGGAUGAAUUGGAUUGGUUUUGCAGUUUCUCAUCAUCUAAACUCAAAUGCAUCAAAAGCAAUUGAUAUUUUGGAAGCAUAUGAAGGGACUCUGGAGGAGGAUUAUCCUCCAGAAAGCGAACGUUGUGAGCAUGGGGAAAUGCUGUUAUACAAGAUAUCUUUAUUGGAGGAAUGUGGCUUACUUGAGAAAGCUCUUAAGGAGUUGCGUAGAAAAGAGUUCAAAAUUGUUGAUAAACUAUCCUACAAGGAGGAAGAGGUUUCUCUCCUUGUUAAGCUUAAUUGUCUCGAGGAAGGUGAAAAGCUCUACAGGGUGCUACUUACAAUGAAUCCUGACAACUAUAAAUAUUAUGAAGGGUUGCAAAAGUGUGUUGGACUGCAUUCAGAGACUGGCCAAUAUUCCCCAGAAGAAAUAGAUAAGUUGGAUACUCUUUACAAAUCUCUCGGGGAGCAAUACACUUGGUCUUCGGCUGUUAAGAGGAUCCCUCUAGAUUUUUUGGAUGCUCAAAAGUUUUGGGAUGCAGCGGAUAAUUAUGUUAGGCCUCUUUUAACAAAGGGAGUUCCUUCACUGUUCUCUGACCUUUCUCCUCUCUAUGAACAUGCUGGAAAGGCUAAUAUUCUUGAAAAGUUGGUGCUUAGUUUGGAGGAAUCACUUAAAAAGACAGGUGGAUUCCCUGGAAGAUCAGAAAAGGAGCCACCUUCAACGCUCAUGUGGACCUUGUUUUAUUUGGCUCAGCAUUAUGAUAAACGGAACCAAUAUGAUUUGGCUCUUGUUAAAAUCGAGGAGGCUAUGCAACAUACUCCAACAGUUAUUGAUUUAUAUUCUGUAAAGAGCAAAAUAUUAAAACAUGCUGGGGACUUUGCAGCAGCAGCUGCAUUGGCAGAUGAGGCUAGGUGUAUGGAUCUUGCAGAUCGUUAUGUAAAUAGUCAAUGUGUUAAAAGAAUGCUGCAGGCUGAUCAGGUUUCACUUGCGGAAAAGACAGCUGUAUUGUUCACAAAAGAUGGCGAACAACAUAAUAACCUGCAUGACAUGCAGUGCAUGUGGUAUGAACUUGCUUCCGGGGAAAGUUAUAUUCGCCAGGGUGAACUUGGACGUGCUUUGAAAAAGUUCUUGGCUGUUGAGAAGCAUUAUGCAGAUAUAACCGAAGACCAGUUCGAUUUCCAUUCUUAUUGCUUAAGAAAAAUGACUCUACGCUCCUAUAUUGAAAUGUUAAGAUUCCAAGACCGGCUUCAUGCUCAUGCAUACUUUCGGAAAGCAGCAGUUGGAGCUAUAAGAUGCUACAUUAAGCUGUAUGAUUCUCCUCCAAAGUCAUCAACAGAAGAAGAUGACGAACUAGCAAAAUUGCCUGCUUCCCAGAAGAAGAAAUUGAGGCAAAAACAGAGAAAGGCUGAAGCACGAGCCAAAAAAGAGGCAGAAGUGAAGAAUGAAGAAAUAAACGUUGGUGGUGUUUCCAAGUCUGGAAAACGCAAUGUAAAGCCUGUUGAUCCAGAUCCACACGGAGAGAAGUUAUUGCAGAUUGAAGAUCCUUUAAUGGAAGCUGGUAAGUACCUGAAACUGCUUCAGAAGCAUUCAUCCGAUUUCUUGGAGACACAUUUACUUUCAUUUGAAGUUAAUAUGAGGAAGCAAAAGAUCCUGCUUGCUUUGCAGGCUUUGAAGCACCUGGUACAACUAGAUGCUGAACACCCAGACACUCAUCGCUGCUUGAUAAGAUUCUUCCAUAAAGUGGCAUCACGGCCGGCUCCUACAACUGAUGCUGAAAAACUCGUUUCUGGCGUCCUAGACGCAGAACGACCGACCUUUAGUCAGCUGCAAGAUAAAUCUCUGAUUGAGGCAAACAAUGUUUUUCUCCAGCAACAUAAAGAUUCCUUGAUGCACAGAGCUGCAGCAGCUGAGAUGGUUUAUUGUUUAGAACCAAACAAGAAGGCGGAAGCCAUCAAAUUGAUCGAAGAAUCAUCCAAUAACCUAGCUUCCAGUAAUGGAUCGCUUGGACCAGUGAAAGAUUGGAUCCUGAAAGAUUGUGUUGUAGUUCACAAAAUUUUGGUGGCUACUUUUGAUGAUCAAGAUGCUGCACUGAGAUGGAAAAAUCGAUGUGCAGAGGAGUUUCCAUACUCAACCUACUUUGAAGGCAGACUCUGCUCUACUCUAACUGCAAACAAGACCCCUCAACAGGUACAUGAGAAUGCUGAAAAUGGAAGUCUUGAAUUCUCAUCGAAUGGUAAAGUAGAAAAUUUGGACGCCUUGAAGAACCUAGCCAUCUAAAAUGACCCUUGAUCAGAAUCUGUAGGAUUAGAGCAUGUUGCGGUUGUAGGAUGAGUUCCCAGAGCCCAUGUCAAAAGAACAAAACUAUUAUUUUUCAUGCUCAAAGCAGUCUUCUUUUGUUCAUGGGAUAACAAUUCCUUUGAAAUGUGUAUGAUCUAAAGUUUCUUGUGUCCGCUCGAGUCUAUUCCAACAUAUGGAAGUUGGAAACAACUUUUGAUAUACCAAAGAGCAUUGGACCUGAAGUUUAUGUGGUUAGAGACUACCUCCCCGAGCUGUUGCCUUUUAAUUAUAGUCCAGAAUCUUGAGAGUAUGUUGUACUGUGUUUUCCUGUUUUCUUUUCGUUUUUAAUUUUUUUUUAAUGUUGUAUACAUGCUAUAUUUAUUUGCAAAAAUUUUGGCAACUGAAUUUUACGAUAAAGAUGAUAUUUGAUCGAUUUUAGCCUUUGUACUCA
This is a messenger RNA of Erigeron canadensis, 3402 nucleotides long. RefSeq names its product N-terminal acetyltransferase A complex auxiliary subunit NAA15-like. Gene Ontology annotation, biological process: N-terminal peptidyl-methionine acetylation. The coding region runs from base 264 to 2951 and encodes 895 amino acids. The transcript has 26 exons. The record is from RefSeq and is a predicted model, not a curated record. NCBI's taxonomy places the organism in Eukaryota, Viridiplantae, Streptophyta, Magnoliopsida, Asterales, Asteraceae. Gene Ontology annotation, cellular component: cytoplasm. Gene Ontology annotation, molecular function: protein-N-terminal amino-acid acetyltransferase activity; protein binding.